UUUCUAUUAACAACUCAAUUAAUCAAUUUCUAAUUGAAUUUCCUAUGAAGGAGGGGUUAGGGUUACCGGAAUCGCUCAUUGAGGUUUCCAAACCUUCUUCCCGGUACGGCGGCUGUAUCCACCUUCUCCGCCUUUUCCAACGCAUCUCACUCGCCGCCGUUAACAAACAACAUUAUCUCACCGUCCUCUCAUCUCUCGAUCUCAUCUCUCACAAUAGAAAAUCAAUCCUUAACUCUCUCUUCAAGGACGAACGGCGCGGCGGUCGUGUCCUCUUUAGCGAAGACCUUCGUUCAUCGCCACACUCGUCCUUGCAUCAUUCCCUCUCUCCGACGAAUUUAACGACACACCAUCGUCUCCAUCUCAAGUUCUUUCGCUUGUCUCAUUUUCAACGUUCGCAUUUCGUUCUCUACUUGAGCUCAAUUCGAAUUCGAUGCUUCUUCGAAGUCGUGGAGAAGAUGACUAGUUCAACAGCAAGGUUUGUUGCAGGUUGCGUAAUGGAGAGCUUUGCGAGGUAUUGCGAAGAUGAUGAUUGCAGAAUCGUGAAGUGGUGAAGAUUUAAUGGAUAAAGAAUCGGUGAAGGUUGAUGAUGGAGAAGAUUACGAUGAUGAUUCGCGAAGGAGGUGGAGUGCGAUGAUUAAAGAUGAUGAAGAGUUUUGCAGAAUUUUCUUGUGAGUUCUUGGAGAAUGAAGGAGGAAGAUAAUUGUAGGCUAUGGUGAUUGGUGAUUCUAUUGGAUGAUUUAUGACAAGAGAAAGAUGAAGAACGUCAAGAGGAUGAUGAAGAUUGGACAAGGUGAUUGAAGAUUGAAGAGAGCAGAAGUUUGUUACAGGUUGUUACCAUUCUGUUAUCUUUUUCUGUUUUCUGUUUUCUGUUAGUUUUCUUCUCUGAAGUUCUGUUGAAGAGUGAUGAAGAGAUGAGAGCAGAUGAAGAUUCAGAGAGAGUUUUCGGGUCAAGAGUUUGUUACGAUUUUUUUUCAUUUUCUGUUCUCAUCUGUUUUCUGUUAUGCUAUUCUUUUGUUCCUGAAGGUUGAACCGUGAAGGUGAAGAUUGAAAAUGCCGAGAGAUGAAGGUUCGGUUCAAGAUUCAUGUGGCGAAGGAUCCCUUUGUGAAUUUCUAUUACGUGUGAAUUUCUUCUUCUUCUCUGCUGACCUGUCCCCGAACCGGUUCGGUUCUAUUCUGGUUUUGUUUUACAGCAGGUCAGUUUGGCUUGGGAAACUCACAGCAGUUUGAGGCUAGAACCGUAAUGCAGUUUGGUGGGAUAUUGAUGCAAGCAUAUAUCUUGCAAUGCCAUUUUCUUGUGAUGAAUUGUAUCUCUUUUUUUUGUUGUUUUUGGAUGAAUGUAAUGUGUUGUAAUUGAACUUUGAAUGGACUUGGACAUUUGGAUUUGCACUUUGAUUUGUAUAA
Molecule: messenger RNA, 1401 nt
Organism: Vicia villosa (hairy vetch)
Lineage: Eukaryota; Viridiplantae; Streptophyta; Magnoliopsida; Fabales; Fabaceae
Exons: 2
Coding region: 45-551 (168 amino acids)
Source: RefSeq, a predicted model, not a curated record